GGAUAUUAUACAUGUAGGUUUCACACUAAUGGGAUUCAGACCAAAAUCAAAGAUGAAAAUGCAUCAUUACAUCAAACCAGCAAAUUUUAUUUAUCCAGAUGAAACAACAGUUAGUGGUAGCACUAAACUUUUCUCUGUGUUACUCAGAAGAUGCAUUUCAAGAGAAGUUGUUGCCGUUUGCAAGUAUAUUCCUCGUAACAACUCUCCUCCAAUUUUUGUAGCACUAGUACCUCAAGAGGAAGAGCUUGAUGACAGCAGCAUCCAGAUCUCUCCUCCUGGAUUUCAUGUCAUUUUCUUACCAUUUUCAGAGGACAUACGUAGCUUAGACUUACCUGAUGAAAUGCCAAAAGCUUCCCAUGAGCAGAUUGAUAAAGCAAAGGAGAUUAUCAAGAAGCUUUCUUUUAAUUUUCAAAGUGAAUCUUUUGAAAAUCCAGUUAUUCAAAAACAUUAUCGUGUUUUGGAGGCGCUAGCCCUUGAGCACGAAGAAGAAGAAGAAAUAACAGACCUCACUGUACCAGAUGCUGCUCAGAUUAACAAGAGAGCAGGGAAGGCAAUUGAUGAAUUUAUGAAAGCUGUGUUUCCUGAUGGUUUUGAUCCAGAGGCAAAAAUCACUAAGAGAAAAGCAUCAGCCAGUACAGCUGCUGCUGGUGGUGCUAAAAAGGCAAAAACAGAUGAACCAGUUGAUGUUGAGAGCAUUGCUAAAAAUGGAACUUUGGGAAAAUUGACAAUUCCAGUUCUAAAGGAGUACCUUAAGUCAGUAGGCAAGAAGGCAGCUGGAAAGAAACAAGAUCUGAUUGAUGCUAUUAAUGAACACCUUGGACUUUGAAUACAGAGUGGUAUGCAAUAGAUUUACCUGUGUUAUUGUUUGACAAUUAAAAUUACAUUUAAUGAUUAAUAUUUAAGUCAUGAUGAUGGUUUCUUUCUUUGUCUAUCA
This is a messenger RNA of Amphimedon queenslandica, 934 nucleotides long. RefSeq names its product X-ray repair cross-complementing protein 5-like. Bases 29 to 826 code for a protein of 265 amino acids. Gene Ontology annotation, molecular function: DNA helicase activity; damaged DNA binding; telomeric repeat DNA binding. NCBI's taxonomy places the organism in Eukaryota, Metazoa, Porifera, Demospongiae, Haplosclerida, Niphatidae. Gene Ontology annotation, biological process: telomere maintenance; double-strand break repair via nonhomologous end joining. Gene Ontology annotation, cellular component: nucleus; Ku70:Ku80 complex. The transcript is spliced from 7 exons. The record is from RefSeq and is a predicted model, not a curated record.